Molecule: messenger RNA, 1236 nt
Organism: Fusarium pseudograminearum CS3096
Lineage: Eukaryota; Fungi; Ascomycota; Sordariomycetes; Hypocreales; Nectriaceae
Exons: 1
Coding region: 1-1236 (411 amino acids)
Source: RefSeq, a predicted model, not a curated record
AUGCGAAUGGCAGCCACGGACAUGACGAAACCUUGGACCUACUAUUCAUUCCGCCUUCUUGUGGCGCUUACCACUCAAUAUACCGAAGCCAGGUCGAUGCCUACCAUGGAAACAGGCCUAAGUAGGGAAGACGUCAAAACAAUGGUACAUCACAUACUAGAAAACUCAAAAUCCCUGAUCAAGGAUGAAGACGACUCCUCAAACGACGACAACUCUAAUAAGAAUACGAACUCUAGAACUGAGAAGGGCGCUAUCGUUGGAGGAACCAUCGCUGCCGGAAUCAUCCUCGGAGUAACAGUAUUCAUAGGUGUUCUCGUCUAUAAACAAUACCGUACCCGACGGCAACGUGCCAAUGGUCAAACUAACGACACGGCAUCAUCGUCAAGGAAGAGCUCGAGUCCUGGAACAACUUCUGGCAGCUCAGCUGACCGUUCUUGGCGCCACACAUUCAACCACCGGGUAUUAGCUCCAGAUUCAGUAUCUAUCUACUCUCAGCGAUCUUAUGGAUAUGCUCCUUCAGCCACCCAGACUGAGAUGGUCCCAACUCGAUCGAUCCCGCCGCCAACAAUACCACAAAAAGCUGCUCAGAUGCUGGGAGUUGAGGGGAUUCAUGCCUUUGGAUCAACGACUCCCCUGACAACAUCGCCUCUGCCAUCACCACGUUUGCCAAAUUCGCCUUUGGCUAAGCACUUCAUCGCAUGGAAUCCUUUGGCACAGAAUCCCCCACAACAGCAUCCCUUACCCCAGUGUUCACCAACGCAAGGCCCUCUGCUACCUACUCCAGAGCCGGUUGCCAGAAACAAUUCCAAGUCGUCAUCAGAUUCUCGAACUCGAGCCCGAACUUCGUCCAACUGCACAAUGAGUACCCUCGGCAGGGAACUGCUUCAUGAUGUGAUGAAGCCAUUACCUCCAAUCAAGUUCAGUCCGCCUCCUGAUACGAACUCCUUGCCUCAGCCCCCACCGUCCAUCUCCAAGACCACGAAAUCUCCGCCUGUAUCAAUGAACAGCACGAAGGGCCAAAAGCGGGCACCAAGCAGGCGGUAUUUUGUGCCCUUGUUCAAGACCAAUGGGCAACUAUUGAGUACAACGUCGCCAGAUGUAACCCUGACUAUAGAUUCGGGCAUACAAGAGGAAGGGGGCGCUAAUGCAAAGGCGGAGGCGGAGGGAGAGGCAGAGACAGUCUUGAGGGACUCAUCGAGGGCAGGUCUGUUCUCACUUGGCGAGAACAAGAUAUGA